Cucurbitaria berberidis CBS 394.84 is the source of this 891-nucleotide messenger RNA. RefSeq lists its product as uncharacterized. Lineage: Eukaryota; Fungi; Ascomycota; Dothideomycetes; Pleosporales; Cucurbitariaceae. The coding region runs from base 1 to 891 and encodes 296 amino acids. The record is from RefSeq and is a predicted model, not a curated record. The transcript is spliced from 3 exons.
AUGCGUUACUCUCUCGCCUUUGUUGCGGCUAUCGCAGCCACUGUCCAGGCCCACGGUGUCAUCACUGAGAUCCAGGGUGCCAACGGUGUCACUAUGCCUGGUCUUUCCGUCGCAGAUGGCACUCCCCGUGACUGCGCCUCUCCUCUCUGCGGCUCCGAGGCUGACACUUCCAUCAUUCGUACCCGUGAAAUGGGCGGCAAGGCCUCUGCUCUGGGUCGUACCAAGGCCGGCCCAGUCGAUGCUGCCGCCGCCAUCGCCAGCUUCAUGGGUGCCGGAGCUGCUGGCGGGGCCAAGGCCGCUGCCCCUGCUUCUGCCGCCGCCGCUGCUGCCCGGAAGCGUGGCCUUCUCGAUGCUCUCACAGGUGGAAAGGGAAAAGGCAAAGGCAAAGCCGCCGGUGCUGGUGCUGGCGCUAAAACCGCAAAGGGCACCACUGAGCAGGGUGUUGCUAAGGCGGCUGGCGCUGGUGCAACUUCCGGUCUGCCAACUACAUCCGACGAUGGUACUGUUACUAUGACCUUCCAUCAAGUCAACCAAGAUGGCGCUGGUCCACUCACGGCAAUGGUCGACGCUACGUCCGGCGGCACCGACCCUGCUGCAUUCAAGGAUGCCCAGGUCACCCAGGACGUUCCCGGAAUCGGUAUUGGAGGUCUCUCGGCUGCCGCAGUCAAGGAUUUCCCCGUCAAGGUUCAAAUGCCCGCUGGCAUGACCUGCCAAGGUACCGCCGGUGGCGCCCAGAACGUAUGCAUCGUCCGCGUGCAGAACGCCGCUCUCGCCGGUCCGUUCGGUGGCUCUGCUGCCUUUACACAAUCUACCGCAGCCAAGAAGCGCGCUGUCGAGUAUAACCUCCGCAAGCGACACAUGGCGCGCGGUCUCCUCGGAAGGCCGGAGUAG